AUGGCCACCACCGUCGUCACGUCGUCGUCGUCCUACAGCUCGUACCGCGACUCUCGCUCGCCUCUCCCCCUCCAGGUGCAGCACGCCAACCUCGCCAUCUCGUCGACCGUCUACGUCGGCAACCUGAGCUUCUUCACCACCGAGGAGCAGAUCUACGAGCUGUUCUCCAAGGUCGGCGAGAUCAAGCGUAUCAUCAUGGGCCUCGACCGCAACCUCAAGACGCCCUGCGGCUUCUGCUUCGUCGAGUUCUUCCUGCACGAGCACGCCGUCGCCUCGUUGCGGUACGUGUCGGGCACCAAGCUCGACGAGCGCAUCAUCCGCGCCGACCUCGACCCGGGCUACCUCGAGAACCGCCAGUACGGCCGCGGCAAGUCGGGUGGGCAGGUCCGCGACGAGUACCGCGAGGACUGGGACGCGGGCCGAGGCGGGUGGGGCCACCUCAAGAACCGCGAGGAGAUCGAGGCGCAGCGACAGCGCGAGGUCGACGAGACGUACGGCGAGAGCGGCGCCAACCGCGACGUGCCGACAGGAGAGCGCGUCCCGGACGAGAACCCUCGAUUCCGCGACGAGCGAGACGACUAG
Rhodotorula graminis WP1 is the source of this 582-nucleotide messenger RNA. RefSeq lists its product as uncharacterized. Gene Ontology annotation, molecular function: RNA cap binding. Bases 1 to 582 code for a protein of 193 amino acids. NCBI's taxonomy places the organism in Eukaryota, Fungi, Basidiomycota, Microbotryomycetes, Sporidiobolales, Sporidiobolaceae. Gene Ontology annotation, cellular component: nuclear cap binding complex. Gene Ontology annotation, biological process: mRNA cis splicing, via spliceosome. The transcript is spliced from 5 exons. The record is from RefSeq and is a predicted model, not a curated record.